AUGAACGACACACUUCGACUUGGCCUCAUAUUGGCCGCUUUUAUAUCCAAAUAUCUCGUAAAUUGCUCCAUUUUUGAAAAAGUAAGCUAAAAAUGUAUCAAAAAUAUUAAAAAUGUUAUUUGCAAGACUUAUCUUUUUUAAAUUUUCGAAAAAAAAAAUCAUUUUGAAAUUUUCCAAAAUUAAAAAAAAAUUAAAUCUAACAAAACUGCCAUUUUCAUUAAAACUUAACUCAAACUUGCUACUUCCAGGCCCACAAGCAACAAUGCCAACCAAUUCACAUCGAUUCUUGCAUGGAUCUACCAUACAACAGUACCAUUGCACCAAAAUCAAACAUAUUUGGCGAUGAACAAAGUGUAAGUUUAAUGGUCGAUAAAUCGACCGGUAAUGGUUCGAUCUAUACCAAUUUUGGUGAAGAGCAUGACUAUACUUAGUUUAGUCAUUGUACAAAAUUUGAGCUUAAAAUAUGAACUUUUAAAAAUUUACGCUUAAAUUUUCCGCCAAACCUGAACAAAGUGUAAGUUUAAAUGUUGAUAAAUAGACCGGUAAAGAUCCGAUCUUGUCUAAAUUUUGUGUAGAGGAUUCUUUUGGUAUACUUAAUAAUUGAAAAAAUUUUGAGUUCAAAAUAUGCACUUUUAAAAAUUCAUGUUCAAAUUUCCCGCCAAAAUUGGUAUUUGAAUUUUUUAAAAUUUUUGGUGAUAAAAUUGAUGUAAAAACCAAUUUGAGCCUUUAGGAGUCUUAAUUUUUAUUAUUUUGCUCUUAUUUUACCUAAUAAUGCAAUUGUUACCCAAAAUUUUAAAUUUUAAGAUUUUAAAAAAUUUUAAUUUUGAAAAUUAUAAAUUUAGCUAGAAGAACAAGUCCGCCACUUCAACCCACUGUUCAAGACCAAAUGCUCACCUCAUCUCAAGUUCUUGGUUUGUAGCGUUUUUGCUCCAAUGUGUCCACCAGAAAUCCCUCAGGCGGUCACAAGUUGUCGUUCAGUUUGUGAAGAGGUGAGUGUCAUUUUAAACAUUAUUUUUUCAUUUUUAGAAAUAUGUUGGUAUAGGAAACACUUUUUUUCUUGUUUUGUACAAACUUGACUAUAUUUUUGUUGUUGCGAAAUGUAAAAAAGUUGCAACGAAGUGUCAAAAAAUUUUAAUUUUUGCCAUUUUCUGAAUAUUGUUUUACAAGGAAAGUGCUCGACCUGCCCACUCUGAUUACUUCAAACUCUUUAUAUGAAAAGAUCAUGUAAAUAUAAGAUCUUAAGCAAAUUACUAAAUUACCCUUUCUAGUCAAUCUGAAGAAAACCAAGAUCAAAAACUUACGUUUUGAAUUUCCCGCCAAAUUGGCAUUGUGGUUCAAGCUUAUAACGUUGCCAUUUUUUGUCUUUUAAUCAUUUUUCUUUGAUAUACUAGUAUAAAACAUUUAAAUAAAUCUAAAUUUUUUAAUUUGUAAGCGUAACUUGUCUAGAAAGUAAAAAAAGUGCUUGAAACACAAUGCCAUAUUUUCCAAAUUGGUGAAGGCAUUGUGUUUUAAGCUUAUAACUUUGUCAUUUUUUGUCUUUUAACUAUUUUUCUUUGAUAUACUAGUAGAAAAUCUUUAAAUGAACCUACAUUGUUUAAUUUGUAGACGUACCUUGUCUAGAAAGUCGAAAAAAGGGCUUGAAACAGAAUGCCAACUUUUUCAAGUUGCUGGGGAUAAUCAAGUGUUUAAAAUUUUAAAAACACAUUUCUUUUAACCUGUUAUCUUAUUAUCUUGCUUUGUUUUUCAAAACUUUUAAAAAAAUCUAUGUUUUGUUACCUAAAAUCGAGACUUUUCUACCUAAAACAAUAUCCCUUACUAACUUUGUAGCUAAAACAAAGCUUUUCAGGUAAAACGUGACUGUGUGGCCAUAUUGACGGAGUUUGACAUAAAAUGGCCCAGUCUUCUCAACUGUACCAACUUUCCUCAGGAACCAGAGUUGUGUAUGAAGCCGGCUGAGGCUAGGAUGACUACUCUGUAAGUUGUUUUACCGUGUUAUCGCUGCUAUUUCCAGGCCUACCAGAGCACCAGUCUACAAUAAUCGACAAAGACAGAGUCAUAUUCACCCAAUCCCACAUCAGUUACCUUCAUGUCCAGCCGAUUUACUGAACCUGGACCCUACGGAUAGUAACAGUAAAUGUGCUCUACCAUGUAACCGACACUUUCUUUUCUCUCCAGUAAGUUUAGAUAUUAAUUUGAGUUUAGUUUAGAAAUAAGAAACUGUUGCUUUAAUUAGAAAAUACGAUUUUAUGAUUUUUUUCUGGAUUAUAAAAAAAGUUGACAUUUCGCUAUGGAUUUUUUAAAUUUAUGAUAAUUUGUUUGAAAAUGUUGCAAAACCUUGCCCAUUCGUAUUUUACAAAAAAAAUUAUUUUUGGUUUUUUACGAUUUUAAAUUAAAAGUUUUCCGAUGACGAAAUGUCAUAAAACCUCAGUUUGAUUUCAGCGCUUUAAAAUGCCAUUCCUUAAUAAAGUUUAUAUAUAAAUCAACUUUUUAAGACGUUUUAAGUACAAGACUACUACAAAAAACUUAAUUGUUAUUGCAUUUUAAUUUUUCCGUUGACGAAAUGUCACGACACCUUGUUUUGAUUUCAGCGCUUUUAAAGAUGCCAUUUAUUAAUAACGCUUGUAUAAAAAUUACCUUUUUAUUAAGCUUGUACACUAUAAGUUUAAAAAACCAACAUGUUACUGCAUUCUAAUUUUUCCGAUAACGAAAUGUCAAAAAUUUUGUAACACGAAAAUCUUCCAAAAACAAAAUUUUUUAAAUUCCAGUUAAAAGUGAAUUUUAAUUUUAAAGUUUCAUUUUUUAGGAAAAGAGCGAAUUAGCCGAGAGAUGGCUAUUAACCGGAGCUUUGAUCAAUGUUAUGGUAACUGCUUUUACAUUCUGCACAUUUUUAAUUGAUCGAGAACGGUUUAGAUUCCCGGAACGGUGAGUUUAAACGGAAAAAUGGUGAAAGCUUUCUUUAAAAGUCAAAAAAUGUUCCUAACUUUCUUUGCACACCAUAAAAUGGCAAGAAUUUUCUUUCCAAAAGCUAAAAUGAUAUUUAUCGUAUAACUUGUCACCCGCAGGCUACGAAUCUGUAAAAAAAUUAAUUUUUAUCAAGAAUAACUGUAAAUUUGCGUAUAUAUAUUUAAAAUGGCACGAAUUUUCUUUACAAGCCAAAAAGUGGCAAAAACUUUCUUUACAAAACAAAAAAUAGCAAGAACUUUCUUUACAGGUUAAAAAACGGCAAGAACUUUCUUUACAAAACACAAAACGGCAAGAAUUUUCUUUACAAGUUAAAAAGAUGCAAAAACUUUCUUUACAGAACAAAAAAUAGCAAGAACUUUCUUUCCAAGCUAGAAAAUGACAAAAACUUUCUUUCCACUUUCUCAAAUUUGAUAAAUGACAAAACAUUUUAAAAUGAGUAAUAAUUCAUGAUGAAAGUAAACCCAGAAGCCUUAAAAAGUGAUUUGAAAGGCGUCAAAAGUAAUGUUAACGCCUCGCAGCGACUUCAAAGGGAAACGCCGCUGAUAAAUGGGAGGGCGCGCGGCCAUAAAUCUCGCCAAAAAACGACAAUAAAUUAUUACGACAUGGGUUUCUGAACAUACGACGGCUUUUUUGAACAAUAAUAUUUUGAGAGUUUUGAUUUAUAUGGUAUAAAAUGGCAUGGAUUUCUUUUAAAGAUGAAAAAAUGGCAAGAACUUAGUUUAUGAAGAGUAAAAAUGGAAUUUAUCGUAUAACUUGUCACUGGCAGGCUGCAAAACUAAAUUAGUUUUUUUGUUUAAGAAUGGCAAGAACUUUCUUUACAAAGCAAAAAAUGCUUCCUAUAGUAUUACUUGUCACUCGCAGGCUGCCAACUGGCAAUUUGCCGAAUUUUACAAAAAAAAAUGGCAAGAACUUUCUUUACAAAUCAGAAAAUGGCAAAAACUUUCUUUACAGAAUGAAAAAUGGCAAGCACUUUCUUUACAAAACAAAAAAUGGCAAGAACUUUCUUUACAGAAUAAAAAAUGGCAAGAACUUUUUUACAAAACAAAAAACGUGAACUUAUUGUAUGAUUUGCCACCGGUCGACUGCAUUGACCGGAUUUAUCGUAUUUUACAAACAAACGGCAAGAACUUUUUUUCAAAACGAAAAAUACUAUUUACCGUAUAACUUGUCAUCUGCAGGCUGCAAAACUUAUAAAUUUCUCUUUAUUUCAGGAUUGCAAAAACGACGCUAGGACAAAUGCGGUUUUUGGACAUUUGCGGAUUUUUUAAUGGGGUUUUUUAAAUUUUUUAGUUAAUUUAGUUGUAGUAUGGUAGUAAAUGAUACUAAAGUUUAAAUUGGUACUGUUUUAAUAUGUUUUAGUGCUACAUAGUAAUAAAUUUUAAAUUGGUACUGUUUUAUAUUUUUUGGUACAGAAUGGUACUAAAAGCCCAAAAAGGUACUGUUAUUUUAAAACCGCACCAAUUUAAACUUUAAUACAAUUUAGUACCAUACUACAACUAAAUUAACUAAAAAAUAAAAAAAAACCUUUGAAAAAUCCGCAAAUGUCCAAAAACCGCAUUUGUCCUAGCGCCGCAAAAACUUCCUUACAAAACAAAAAAUGGCAAGGACUUUCUUUAAAAUCUCCCUAAGACCAACUUUCAAAACUAUUUUUAACUUUUAGAUCCGUAUUUUACAUUGCCUUAUGUUCUCUGACAUCUUCGUUACCGUACCUCAGCCGUUACUUCUUAUCAUACGAACAGACCGGCUGCGACCAAAUGCCGACCGGUCGAUUAUUUUUGGUCCAUGCUGGACUUGACAAUACUGUCUGUGUGUUGUCGUUCCUGUUCAACUACUAUUUUGGAAUGGCAGGCUGCGUUUGGUGGCUUAUGUCGACGUUUAUAUGGUAAGCUUGUUACAAUAAUACUUAGGGGUGGAUUACUGUAAUUUUUAGUAAAUUGAGGUUUGAAUUGCUUUGUUUUUUAAAAGUUUUUUAAUUUUUUUUAUUGUGGCCAUUUUAAAAUGAAAAAUUGAAAAUCAGGGUUUUCGUGGUACGACCUAAACUAUAUUAUUUUUUGUGGAAAAUACGUCACAAAUUACGGCUUUCUGUAAAGCAAACUGUAAAAUUUACUUAUUAUUGGCAAGUUUAGCCAACAGCAGAAAAUCAAGGUUUUCGUGGUAAGACCUAAAGUUCCUUAACGUUCUUACCUUCGGUCCCAGCACGAAACCCUUCCAAUUCCACAUUUUCUUCAAAAACUAAAAAACGGCUGACACAAUCUCAUUAAAAUGGGUAUUUGUGGUCGAAAAGAUGGUGAGAGACUUUCUUUUGGGACAUUUUAAUGCAAUUUGAACGGAAAAACAAUAAAUUCCAUUAAAAGGACAUCUUGUUUUAAUGCGAUUCGCUCGAUGCCCGCAGGGAAAGUAAACAAAAAAGAUUGGUAUUGGAACUGGGUUUAGCUAUAAAGUGCAAAAUUUAAAUUUAGUUUAUAAAAAAUGGCAUAAUUUGAGUUUUAUUUUAAAAAAAAGCAAAAUUUUUGGAGAAGUUUGGGAUUUUUGGAGAAAUUUUUACUAUUUUUCAUCAACAUAACGUUGAAAAUUAAAAUAAAUUAUUAGAAAAAUACAAGGAUAAAUGUUUUCUCUAUCUAUUAGAUCAAGCUUAAUGCACGCAUAUACUCAAAAACGAAAGUUAUGAUCAAUAUAUUAUUGUAGGUAUGAAUAAAAGUAAUUUUUUUUUAAUUUUAUGCCAUUUUUCAUUGACAAAGUGUUAAAAAUUAAAACAAAUUUUUAUUAAAAGACAAUUAUUAAUGUUUUCUGUACUUACAAAAUUAAUUAUCAUGCAAAAAAAGACUCAAAAACAAAAGUUAUGAUCAAUAUUGUUGUAGGUACCAAAAAAAUACACUUUUUUAAAAUUUUAUGCCAUUUUUCAUUGAGAUAACUUUAAAAAAUUGAAGCAAUUGAUGAUUAAAAGAUAAUUACUGAUGUUAUCUUUAUCUACUACAUUAAGUUUUAUUCAAGAAAAGGCCCAAAACCAAAUGCUAUGAUCAAUAUGUUGUUGUAGGUACCAGCAAAUAUCAAACCUUUUUAAAUUUGAUGCCAUUUUUUGUUAUCAUAACGUUGAUAAUUAAAACAAAUUUUAUUAGAAUAUAAUUAUUAAUGUUUUCUUUAUCUAAUGAUACAAGUUUAAUUCACAAAAAGGUCCAAAACAAAAGUUAUGAUUAAUAUAUUGUUGUAGGUACCUAUCAACAGCCAGGAAGUGGGUCCAAGAAGAAAUCGAAAAGAGAGAAGUUUACUUACACUCAGUAGCUUGGGGGUUGCCAGCGAUACCUUCAAUUACUAUUUUGAUUCUUCAAAAGGUGGGAAGGAGCUUUCUUUAAAUUUUUUUUAUUUUUCAAUUUUUUAAAAAAAAAAUUUUUUAAUAUUAUAUUAAUGUAAAAUACGCCAAAGUAUCUAUGCCUGUUUUAAAAUGUGUGACAACUGUUGCUUUGACAGAAAUAACUUUUCAGGUAGAUGCAUCUGAACUGAUAGGAAUCUGCUCCGUGGGGAAUCUAAAUCCGUAUACGCUGCUGUCAUUUGUGUUAAUACCAAGGUUAAUAUUGGUGUUCUUUGGUAGUUGUUUUAUCAUAGCUGGCUUCUCGAGUAUGUGUGGAGAAAGGAAGUCUUUCAAGCGACGGGUAAGUGAAUAAACUUUCUUUACAAACCAGUUUAAAACUUAUUUUUGUAAAAAAUGGUUUCGUGCUGGCUGUGAUAAGGGUAGGAUAAUAUAAGGCGAAGUAUGUUAUAGUAGGGUACAACGGAGUAAUGGUUAUUUACAAAAACUUUCUUUCCAGGGCACGGACACCUCAAGACUAGACACAUUACUCUUCAAAAUGGGUUCUUUUUCAACCUUGUACAUCGUACCUACCGUAAUCCUAUGUAUAUGUGACAGUUACCAUGUGUUCGUGCUAACCAAAUGGUACCCAACUACAAUUGAUUGUAAAAGAAAUGGCGGUGCUUCACAUUGCCCGAGGGCUGAACAACCACAAGCCGAGGUUUACAUGUUAGCGUUGGCUAUGAGUCUGGCUAGCGGAUUGGCAACUGGGUUGUGGAUUCUGAGCUCAAAAACUUUGAAGUAGGUUUGGGAUAAGUGAAAGCUAUAUAAGAUAGGUUGUGGCAUUGUAUGAAAGAAACUGUUUGGUCUUACCACGAAAACCCUGGUUUUCAAUUUUGUUGUUUAAAGGGCUUGAAAAUGUAAAAUACGCUUCAUUAUACCAUUUGAAGUGUAAUAUAUUGCUGUUUAUUACAAAAAAAGUAAUUUUUUGGACCCACCACGAAAACCCUGAAUUUCAAUUUAUGAUUUGAAAAAGCUUUAUUAUUGUAAAAUAGGCUUUAGUGUAUCAUGAUUUCAAAUAUAAUAUUUUUUAUUCAUUCAUUGCAAAAUAUUAAAAAUGUUUGGUCUCACCACGAAAACCCUGAGUUCAAUUUUUUGGUUGAAAGACCUCGAUUUUUUAUGGGUUUUAAUUAUAAUGUCUUGCGAUUUACUACAAAAAUCAUUUUAAAAAUUAGUCCUACCACGAAAACCCUGAAUUUCAAUUUAUGAGUUUAAAAGACUUAACUACUAGAUAAGACUUAACUGCAUUGUAAAAUACGGAUUGUGGCAUGUAAUUAUGGUAAAAUACAAAACUUUUUUUGUACGAGAAAAAUAUAUUUACAUAUAUAAUAAAAACAAAAUGGUAGGUCUCACCACGAAAACCCUGAAUUUCAAUUUUUGGUUUCAAAAGGCUUUAUUAUUGUAAAAUACGCUUCUUCUCUUUUUAUGUAAAAAAAAUUUUUUUUUAUGUAUAUCGCAAAAAAAUAUUGGUCCCACCACGAUAACAUUCAAAAAUUUUUUUAUCUGCAGAUCCUGGCGCCGAGUGUUAUGUUGUGGUAACCUAGAAGACGAUCCAAGCCUGGACAAGCCUCUACUUUUGCCAUCGCAAACAUAUGUUGCUGCUGCUCAACCUCAGCAACAUCAGAUGGUGACUCAGAUGAUACCAAAUGCAAUAAACGGGGUGAACCACUACAUACCAUUGUCAGUGAUGACGAAUGGGCAGGGUAGUAAUUUGGGCAGUUCGAGGCAGGGUUAUCAUGAGCAUUGGAAAAAUUUGAAUGGAGUAUGA
Bursaphelenchus okinawaensis is the source of this 8075-nucleotide messenger RNA. NCBI's taxonomy places the organism in Eukaryota, Metazoa, Nematoda, Chromadorea, Rhabditida, Aphelenchoididae. The record is from the annotation of a GenBank genome assembly.